Molecule: messenger RNA, 939 nt
Organism: Galeopterus variegatus (Sunda flying lemur)
Lineage: Eukaryota; Metazoa; Chordata; Mammalia; Dermoptera; Cynocephalidae
Product: olfactory receptor 10V1-like
Exons: 1
Coding region: 1-939 (312 amino acids)
Biological process (GO): G protein-coupled receptor signaling pathway
Cellular component (GO): membrane
Molecular function (GO): G protein-coupled receptor activity; olfactory receptor activity
Source: RefSeq, a predicted model, not a curated record
AUGGACACAUGGUGGAAAAACCACACCCUAGGCUCUGAGUUUAUCAUCUUGGGCUUUGGAGACCUGGCCGAGCUGCAAAUCCCCCUUUUUGGACUCUUUCUAAUCAUGCAUCUUGUCACCCUAGCGGGGCACACGACUAUUGUGCUCGUCACCCUCACGGACUCCUGUCUCCAGACCCCCAUGUAUUUCUUCCUUCGAAACCUGUCCACCAUUGAAAUUGGCUAUGUAUUGGUUAUUGUCCCCAACAUGCUGGUCAACUUCCUGUCCGGGAACCAGCGGAUGCCCGUCCUGGGCUGUGCCCUGCAGAUGCACCUCUUCGUCGCCCUGGGCGGGGCAGAGUGUUUCCUCCUGGCCGCCAUGGCCUAUGACCGCUUCGUGGCCGUCUGCGACCCUCUGCGCUACACCCUCAUCAUCACCAGGGCCCUGUGCCUGCACAUGCUGUCUCUGGCAUGUGUCGGCGGCUUUGCCCUCUCACUCACCCUCACCACGCUGAUAUUCCUCCGGCCCUUCUGCCAGUCCCGUGAGGUCGACCACUUCUUCUGCGACAUCCCUGCGGUGCUAUUCCUGGCCUGCGCGGACACGCGCGCCAACGAGAUUGCAGUCUUCCUCGUCUGCACGCUCGUCCUGCUGCUCCCGUCCGUGCUCAUCCUGCUGUCCUACGGAUUCAUUCUCGCCGCCGUCCUCAGCAUCCACUCUGCUGAGGGCAGGAGCAAAGCCUUCUCCACCUGUGCUGGGCACCUGCUGGUCUCUCUCCUGCACUAUGGCUGUGCCAUAUUCAUCUACAUUCGCCCCAAGUCAUGCUACACCCCGGGACAGGACAAAAUCGUGUCCUUGAUCUACACCAACGUCACCCCCAUGCUCUACCCUGUGAUCUACAGCCUGAGGAACAAGGAAGUCAAGGGAGCCCUCAGGAGGCUCCUGGGGCGCCACAGCGGCUGA